Messenger RNA from Alligator sinensis (Chinese alligator), 1742 nucleotides. It is a transcript of the gene AQP4, whose product is annotated as aquaporin 4. Gene Ontology annotation, cellular component: basolateral plasma membrane; plasma membrane. Gene Ontology annotation, molecular function: water channel activity. Lineage: Eukaryota; Metazoa; Chordata; Crocodylia; Alligatoridae. Gene Ontology annotation, biological process: transmembrane transport. The transcript is spliced from 5 exons. The record is from RefSeq and is a predicted model, not a curated record. The coding region runs from base 119 to 1024 and encodes 301 amino acids.
GCCAGCUGAAGCCGUUGCUCCUCGUCCUGUCCCCUAGAGAAACGCCCCGUCCUGCCCUGCAGCCUCCCCUUCCUCCCCACGCAGCAAGUGUGGACGCCUGUGUAAGUGUGAGACCAUCAUGGUGGCAUUUAAAGGAGUCUGGACUCAGCCUUUCUGGAAAGCUGUUUCAGCAGAAUUUUUGGCCAUGCUAAUUUUUGUCCUCCUCAGCCUUGGCUCUACAAUCAACUGGGGUGGAUCUGAAAAGCCUCUACCUGUAGACAUGGUCCUUAUUUCCCUCUGCUUUGGACUCAGCAUUGCAACUAUGGUGCAGUGUUUUGGACACAUCAGUGGAGGCCAUAUUAACCCUGCUGUGACUGUUGCUAUGGUCUGCACUAGGAAGAUCAGCCUUGCCAAGUCUGUCUUCUACAUUGUUGCCCAGUGCCUGGGUGCUAUUGCAGGGGCAGGACUUCUCUACCUUGUCACACCCCGAGAUGUGGUGGGAGGCUUGGGAGUUACUAUGGUACAUGGCAAUCUCUCCGCUGGCCAUGGACUCCUGGUGGAGUUGAUAAUUACAUUCCAGCUGGUUUUUACUAUUUUUGCCAGCUGUGAUUCAAAACGAAAAGACGUCACUGGUUCAGUAGCUUUAGCAAUUGGAUUUUCUGUUGCAAUUGGACACUUAUUUGCGAUCAACUACACUGGUGCCAGUAUGAACCCUGCUCGAUCAUUUGGACCUGCUGUUAUUAUGGGAAAAUGGGAAAACCAAUGGGUGUAUUGGUUAGGACCUAUAAUAGGAGCAGUCCUUGCAGGUGCCCUUUAUGAAUAUGUCUACUGUCCAGAUGUUGAACUCAAGCAUCGUUUUAAAGAUGUCUUCAGUAAGGCUACCCAGCAGUCUAAAGGGAAAUAUGUGGAGGUGGAAGAUAGUCGGAGUCAAAUAGAAACUGAUGAUUUGAUCCUGAAGCCUGGCAUCGUUCAUGUGAUUGACAUUGAAAGAGGUGAAGACAAGAAGAGAGGUGAUCCGUCCAGUGAGGUGCUGUCUUCAGUAUGACUAGCAAGGAGCACUGAAAGCAGAGAACAGCCUUGUAGCAUGUCCACAGAUAUCCUUCCACCCAUUAGAGAGACAGAUUUACUGUAAAGCAAGUAUAUACGACACCUUAAACUGUAUGGUGAUGAAAGCAGCUAGGUAGUUAGGUAGUUGUUUUACCGAGCCAUACAUCUUCUCAGUUUGAAUAUUAAAGGUUUACUUUACUUAAGGGGUCCCCACCGAUUAUUCCAAAUUCAGAAAUAUUCUUUCCCCCCCUUUUUUUUGGAAUAUCCCUAAAAUCAAUUUAAAAGAGAGAUGAAAGCAUUUCCCUUUAAUAAGUUAAUCAAUAGUGAGAUGGAAAUAAAGAUAUUUAACAUUCAGAUUGACAGUUAAGACUUAUCAGCAAAUGCCUAUAGACAUACAGACAUAUUUAUCAGAUUGUUCUUCUGACACUUAAUUGGCUGUUGUCAACCCUGAUUAGAAUAUCUUACCAUUAAGCAGUUUUUGCAAGGUUCAGUGCUAAAAAUGCCAGUGUACAGUAUUUAACAGAUUCAUCCAAAUUAAAAAAAAAGGAAGUGUUGGUUUUUUUCUUGUGUAUCCCCUCUCAUCAUUUCUUUAAAACCUACUUCUGAAACACUAUAUUGUUUCAUAGUUUCAUAGUUCUAGGGUCGGAAGGGACCUAAUAGAUCUUCUAGCCCGACCCCCUGCCAGGGCGGGAGAACAACCCAAAAAAAAACAAACA